UUCGUCAACAUGGCGAUGAGCUGUCAUCCAUCGCGCCGACACACACAUAGUUACUUCGAGAUGGUACGGGCGACGAUGAGCGGGCAGCGAGUGCUUCCACUCCAUCAAUAAAAAAAAACGUUUUUGUUGUUUUCAGCCUGGGUGCUAGGCGUUGAGGAGGACUUUGGUGCACUAUGUCUCUACUUUGUGUGAGAGUUAAGAAAGCCAGCCUUAGCGGACCUCCAGAUAAAUUUAACACUUAUGUGACACUGAAAGUACAGAAUGUAAAAAGUACUACAAUAGCAGUACGAGGAGAUCAGCCUUGUUGGGAGCAAGACUUCAUGUUCGAGAUUAGCCGUUUGGAACUUGGGUUGAUUGUUGAGGUCUGGAACAAAGGACUAAUUUGGGAUACAAUGGUGGGCAAUGUGUGGAUACCACUGAAGUGCAUUCGACAGUCUGAUGAGGAAGGGCCAGGAGAUUGGUCAACAUUGGACGCAGAGGUUUUAAUGAAGGAAGAUGAAAUAUGUGGAACCAAAAGUCCAACUCCACACAAAAUCCUAUUAGACACCCGUUUUGAAUUGCCUUUUGAUAUCCCAGAAGAAGAAGCAAAAUAUUGGACUCAGAAACUAGAGCAGUUAAAUGCACUGAAGGGCCAUGAUGAGUAUUCAAUCAGUGAAGAAGUGCAGAAGAAAUCUUUACCAGUUGCUCCCUCACAGUGUUCAUUUGAAGAUCCUGAUAGUGCUGUUGAUGAUAGAGAUAGCGAUUAUCGUAGCGAGACCAGUAACAGCAUUCCACCACCCUACCAUACCACUUCCCAACCCAAUGCAUCUGUACAUCAGUUUCCAGUUACAUCACGGCCACAGCUCCAAGAAGGUUCACGGGACUCGUAUACUGAUUCAAUUCAAAGCUCUGAAUUAGAUUAUCGUGACAAAAAAGGAAUGAGCCCUGCAGGAAGUAGUAGAUAUGGCUCAUCAGGAAACCUCAGCCAAGGCAGUUCUCAGCUUAGUGAAUUUGAUCAUGACAAUGAGAGCAUCCAUGGGUCUGGAAUGGAUGACAAGCGAGAUCAAGAGUCAUAUCAUUCUCAUCACAGCUCAGGAAGUCUAAGACAAGAUACCCAGGAAUGGUACAGUGAAGAUGAUGGGCAACAGAAACAUUUCAAUGAACACAAGCAAGUUGAGCAUCGUCAAGCUUCUGAAAAAGUUGAUGAAACUGCAGAUGAGAUUCCCAUCAACAGUAUUUCCCCACAACUCGAGAUUACUAAACUGAAUGACAGCUAUGAUGAAGUUGGUACACCUCCAUUUUCCCCUGCCCGAGCACGCUGGAUUCGAGUUAUCAACAAAGUUCGAAUACAAAUUCAAGAGGCUCAACUUGGAGGUGAUGGAGACCCUUCAAAGACACCUUGGUUUAAAGGAGGAACUGGAGGCGGAUUGUAUGGUAUUGACAGUAUGCCAGACCUGCGGAAAAAAAAACCAAUCCCACUUGUUAGUGAUCUGUCACUUGUGCAGUCAAGAAAAGCUGGCAUUACCUCUGCAAUGGCUACUCGCACGUCUCUAAAAGAUGAAGAACUGAAAAAUCAUGUUUAUAAAAAGACCCUCCAAGCCUUAAUUUACCCUAUUUCUUGUACCACACCCCACAAUUUUGAGGUCUGGACUGCCACCACACCUACAUACUGCUAUGAAUGUGAGGGCUUACUAUGGGGUAUUGCUCGUCAGGGAAUGAGGUGCACUGAAUGUGGGGUAAAAUGCCAUGAAAAGUGCCAAGAUCUCCUAAAUGCAGAUUGUUUACAACGUGCAGCUGAAAAAAGCUCCAAGCAUGGUGCAGAAGACAGAACACAAAAUAUUAUCAUGGCAAUGAAAGACAGGAUGAAAAUCCGAGAACGGAACAAGCCAGAAAUCUUUGAACUCAUCAGAGAUGUCUUUGGAGUGAUAAAAGUUACACAUGCACAGCAAAUGAAGACCAUCAAACAAAGUGUACUUGAUGGAACAUCUAAGUGGUCAGCAAAGAUUACUAUAACUGUGGUAUGUGCUCAGGGACUUCAAGCAAAGGAUAAAACUGGCUCCAGUGACCCAUAUGUCACUGUUCAGGUUGGCAAAACCAAGAAGAGAACGAAGACUAUCUAUGGAAACCUAAAUCCUGUGUGGGAAGAGAAAUUUUAUUUUGAAUGCCAUAAUUCCUCUGAUCGAAUCAAAGUACGAGUGUGGGAUGAGGAUGAUGACAUUAAAUCACGUGUCAAACAGAGGCUAAAACGAGAAUCUGAUGAUUUCUUAGGGCAAACAAUCAUUGAGGUUCGGACGCUAAGUGGUGAAAUGGAUGUCUGGUAUAAUCUGGAAAAAAGAACGGAUAAAUCUGCAGUCUCGGGUGCUAUUCGACUGCAAAUCAGUGUUGAAAUCAAAGGUGAAGAAAAGGUUGCCCCCUAUCACAUCCAGUAUACUUGUCUGCAUGAAAACCUUUUCCACUCUCUCACAGACCUUCAGAGUAGUGGUGUUGUGAAAAUACCAGAUGCAAAAGGUGAUGAUGCAUGGAAGGUUUAUUUUGAUGAGACUGCACAAGAAAUAGUAGAUGAGUUUGCGAUGCGUUAUGGAAUAGAAUCCAUUUAUCAGGCAAUGACGCAUUUUGCUUGUUUGUCAUCUAAAUACAUGUGCCCUGGAGUGCCAGCAGUAAUGAGCACCUUGUUAGCCAAUAUCAAUGCAUACUAUGCACACACCACUGCCUCUACCAAUGUAUCUGCCUCUGAUCGCUUUGCUGCAUCAAAUUUUGGGAAAGAAAGAUUUGUGAAACUACUGGAUCAACUACACAAUUCACUUCGCAUUGACCUCUCUAUGUAUAGGAACAAUUUUCCAGCAAGUAGCCCUGAGCGGUUGCAAGAUUUGAAAUCCACAGUAGAUCUCCUGACCAGCAUAACAUUCUUCAGGAUGAAGGUACAAGAAUUGCAGAGCCCACCACGAGCCAGUCAAGUCGUGAAGGACUGUGUGAAAGCUUGCCUCAAUUCAACCUAUGAAUAUAUUUUCAACAAUUGCCAUGAACUGUACAGUCGCGAAUAUCAAACUGAUCCCAACAAAAAACAGGAACUGCCUCCUGAGGAGCAGGGACCAAGUAUAAAGAAUUUGGAUUUUUGGCCUAAGCUUAUCACUCUUAUCGUCUCUAUUAUUGAAGAAGAUAAGAAUUCAUAUACACCAGUUCUUAAUCAAUUUCCUCAGGAACUUAACGUUGGAAAGAUAAGUGCAGAGGUAAUGUGGAAUUUAUAUGCGCAGGACAUGAAAUAUGCUAUGGAAGAGCAUGAGAAGCACAGGCUCUGCAAAAGUGCAGAUUACAUGAACUUACACUUCAAAGUGAAAUGGCUGUAUAAUGAAUAUGUGAGAGAUCUUCCAGCUAUGAAAGAGACUGUACCUGAAUAUCCAGCGUGGUUUGAACAAUUUGUAAUGCAGUGGUUGGAUGAGAAUGAGGAGGUUUCAUUAGAAUUCCUACAUGGAGCUCUUGAGAGAGAUAAAAAAGAUGGGUUCCAGCAAACAUCUGAGCAUGCUUUAUUCUCCUGCUCGGUGGUGGAUGUGUUCACACAAUUAAAUCAGAGUUUUGAGAUUAUCAAGAAACUCGAGUGUCCUGAUCCAGAGAUUGUUGCUCAUUACAUGAGACGAUUUGCAAAGACAAUAAGCAAAGUGCUGCUACAGUAUGCCGACAUUAUUUUGAAGAACUUUAAGAGCUACUGUUCGAAGGAGACACUACCUUGUAUUCUGAUGAAUAAUGUACAACAACUGCGGGUUCAGCUGGAAAAGAUGUUUGAAGCUAUGGGUGGAAAAGAGCUGGAUUCUGAGGCAAGUGACAGUCUAAAAGAUCUACAAGUGAAACUUAAUAAUGUUCUUGAUGAUCUCAGCGAUGUUUUUGGUGUUAGUUUCCAGCCUCGCCUUGAUGAGUGUGUAAAACAGAUGGGAGAUAUCCUCAGCCAGGUCAAAGGGACUGGGAAUGUGCCUGCUAAUGCUCGUAAUAGUGUGGCUCAGGAUGCUGAUAAUGUGCUUGGACCAUUAAUGGACUUCUUGGAUGGCAACCUGACAUUGUUUGCAAAAGUCUGUGAAAAGACAGUGUUGAAACGAGUUCUCAAGGAACUGUGGAAAAUUGUGGUGAACACAAUAGAAAGGACUAUUGUGCUGCCUCCUCUCACUGAUCAAUCGGGAACACAGCUGAUUUUCACUGCUGCUAAAGAACUGGGGCAGUUAUCAAAACUGAAGGAUCAUAUGGUUCGGGAAGAAGCCAAAAGCCUUACACCAAAACAAUGUGCUAUUAUGGAUUUAGCACUUGAUACAAUUAAGCAAUACUUCCAUGCUGGUGGAAAUGGUCUGAAAAAAACUUUCCUGGAGAAGAGUCCAGACCUUCAGUCCUUGCGAUAUGCACUCUCACUCUACACUCAAACCACAGAUACCCUCAUCAAAACAUUCGUCCAGUCUCAGACUGCUCAGGGCUCUGGUGUGGAUGACCCAGUGGGUGAAGUCUCCAUACAAAUUGAUCUUUUCACCCAUCCAGGAACAGGCGAGCAUAAGGUAACAGUGAAAGUGGUAGCAGCCAAUGAUCUAAAAUGGCAGACAAAUGGUAUGUUUCGGCCAUUUGUUGAGGUCACGAUGAUUGGACCACAUCUCAGUGACAAGAAAAGGAAGUUUACCACUAAAUCGAAGAGCAACAACUGGGCUCCAAAAUACAAUGAGACAUUUCACUUUAUAUUGGGUAAUGAGGAUGGUCCAGACUCAUAUGAACUGCAAGUCUGUGUGAAGGAUUAUUGCUUUGCCAGAGAAGAUCGUAUUAUUGGGAUUGCUUUAAUACAGCUACGAGAUAUUGCAGAAAAAGGCAGUUGUGCUUGCUGGUGUCCACUGGGCCGCAGAAUGCAUAUGGAUGAGACAGGACUAACUGUUCUUCGUAUACUAUCACAAAGAACCAAUGAUGAAGUAGCAAAAGAAUUUGUCAAACUGAAAUCUGAAUCACGAUCUGCUGAAGAAAGCAGUUGAAUCUUGGAUUUUGCGAGGAUUGUUUCUUUAUUUCAAUGCCAUUGGCCAUUGCAUUUUUUUUGGU
Molecule: messenger RNA, 5031 nt
Organism: Hemiscyllium ocellatum (epaulette shark)
Lineage: Eukaryota; Metazoa; Chordata; Chondrichthyes; Orectolobiformes; Hemiscylliidae
Product: protein unc-13 homolog B-like
Exons: 39
Coding region: 174-4967 (1597 amino acids)
Biological process (GO): neuromuscular junction development; synaptic vesicle priming; presynaptic dense core vesicle exocytosis
Cellular component (GO): neuromuscular junction; presynaptic membrane; plasma membrane
Molecular function (GO): syntaxin-1 binding; calmodulin binding; calcium ion binding
Source: RefSeq, a predicted model, not a curated record